AUGGACAAGAAUGUCGCCAGGAACGAUGCCAAGAGUGAACUAACCGAACGGUUACGUCAAGCGAUAUUCGUCGAAGACUCUCCGGAUGAAAAUAUAAUCAAAACAGCAAGGCCGACUGCAAAAAGUAUACGCGACGUUUUGAAUUCGAUUACUAAAUUAUCGUUAUAUAUUUUACAUAGUAUGAACACUCUUCUUGUGGCGUAGCCGGGAAAAAACGUUCGGGAGAGGGGGUGGGUUUAAUACUUAAUCCUCUCGAUAUUAAUUUUUUUUUUUUUCAAAGUGAAUUUUCCAUAAACUAUCAACAAUGUCGAAAAAUCUUACACCAAUUAUUAUGUAUUAUGUAUUAUCGGUGCAAUAAAAUUUUAUCCAAUUAUCUAUAAACUUAAAUACAUAAACACAUUUAAACAAUUAAAAAGUAGUUUCCGGUGACAUUUCGGAGGAGAUGGGUUGUAACCUGCUUACCACUCUUACGGCUAUGUCACUGCAUUUUCAUCUAGAAUUUCUCGGGGUACAGUCAAAAGUUUUAACUUGAGUUUUUACUAGAAUAGUUAUCAGUUAUCAAUGUCUAAACAAAUUGUAUUAUUUUGCUAGUUAUAAUAUUAUGUAUUAAUUUAUUUUUAUCAAAAAAUAAUAUACUGUAUAUAUAUUUAUAUAAUAUUAAUUUGAGACGAGAUCAUCAGAAAUGUGUAAAAUAUUAACUAACCUAAUAUUAUAUUAUUACAUGUUAUUAUUCGUUAUUUUAGUAAAUAAAUUGAACCCGCAGACUAAAGCAUCGACCGUAUUCAAGCCAAGUAUAAUUCAAAUGCCGCAAAUAAAAGAAAAAAUUGGAGCCUCGGAAUCACCAAUCAACUUUGUAAAGCCGACAGUCAAGCCAUCGGUCAAAAUUGGCAUUCGGAGAAGUAAAAAGAAAUCGGUAAUAAACGAUCGUUUGUCGAAUAUUGACUCAAAACCAAACUAA
Messenger RNA from Cinara cedri, 958 nucleotides. NCBI's taxonomy places the organism in Eukaryota, Metazoa, Arthropoda, Insecta, Hemiptera, Aphididae. The record is from the annotation of a GenBank genome assembly.